AUGACCGAACCAGGGUUUUUCAUCUCCAUACAUAACCAGAACGGUACUGGCAUACGCAAUAACAUAUGUGCAACCUGCACGCCUUGCCACCCUCCCGGCGAGUACCUCACGAAAAUUACUGUGAAGCCUGAGAAGAUCACCGAGGAUGUGGUUCCAGAUUUCGAGAAGCUGUUUGGGCUUGAAGGCGCGGGGGAUGGGCAGGGCAGCACGGGGAUAGGCACGAGGCUGCAAUUGAGCACGAAGGGCUUGACGAAUCUCCUUCUAGAGGCGGAGUUGAGUGACAGGGAGGAAGUGGGCGCUGUGCACGUUUUUGACAUCGUGCAGACGGAUCAGGAGAGUGGCGAGCGAGGGAGGAUUAGGAUUGCUGCUGUGGUUGUGGAAGGGAAGGGCAAGACCGAUUUCGGUGAGGUUGUCAAGUAG
Messenger RNA from Coniosporium apollinis CBS 100218, 420 nucleotides. RefSeq lists its product as uncharacterized. The transcript is spliced from 2 exons. Bases 1 to 420 code for a protein of 139 amino acids. NCBI's taxonomy places the organism in Eukaryota, Fungi, Ascomycota, Dothideomycetes. The record is from RefSeq and is a predicted model, not a curated record.